AGAUGAGUCUCAGUGAAUUUGUGGAGCAGGAUGCUGAAUCAGUUCCACUGUUGGUCCAUAGAGGGCGCAGCAAUCCCAGUACAGUACAACCCUGUGUAAUGAACUGAACCGGAGCUGAAGCUCAGCUGCCGUAAUGACGCGGUGGAUAUACGAGGCUUUGCUCCUCAUCUCUAAGGGGACAAACAACACUGUCCUGUUCUCAAAGAACGACACGGAGACACCUUAACUUACACACACGAACGGAAACAGACUGGUCUGUUAAGAACGGGAUAGAAAGACUAAUGACGCAUAGAUUGUCUCCGUCUAAUGCAUUUGCUGUAUAUCCACAGGAGCGCUGAACAGCAGAGGAGCAGCGCAGGCAGGUGAAUUUCCUCACUGCAUUAGUGGAGGCAGGCAGAUCUGCGGGAGAACCAUGGUGCCAUCAGGGAGACUGAUUCCUCUAGCCUUCUACUGAGACUGAACUACACACAGUGACACAGUGAUCGGGGGGGGGGUUUGAUGAUAUCACCAUGAAGGAUACAGGAGAAUCGAAAGACCACCAACUAACAGUGGCUUUGCGAAUUCGGCCUCUGAACGAUGCCGAGAUAGAAGAAGGGGCUGCGAUAGUAGCUCACAGAGUAGACGACCAGAUGGUAGUGUUGAUGGACCCUCUGGAGGACCCAGACGACAUCCUGCGAGCCCACCGUUCCAGGGAGAAAACGUAUAUGUUUGAUGUGGCCUUUGACUACACAGCCACACAGGAGGAGGUAUACAGGGCCACUACAAAAGGGUUAAUCGAAGGCCUUAUAUCGGGAUACAAUGCUACUGUGUUUGCCUAUGGACCCACAGGUUGUGGGAAGACCUACACCAUGUUGGGCACAGAUAAGGAGCCUGGCAUCUAUGUCCGCACUCUUAACGACUUGUUUAAAGCUAUUGAAGAGACGAGUGAUGACAUGCAGUACAGUGUGUCCAUGUCUUACCUGGAGAUCUAUAAUGAGAUGAUCCGGGACCUGUUGAAUCCAUCUUCUGGCUUUCUAGAUCUGAGGGAGGAUUCAAAGGGGGAGAUCCAGGUAGCUGGAAUCACAGAGGUCUCCACUGUUAAUGCCCGUGAGAUCAUGGAAUUGUUGAUGAAGGGGAAUAAGCAGCGGACUCAGGAGCCGACAGCAGCUAAUCAGACAUCCUCGCGCAGUCAUGCUGUACUACAAGUGGCAGUAAGGCAGCAGAGUCGCUGCAGAGAUGUCCUACAGGAGGUCCGCUUUGCUCGCCUCUUUAUGAUCGAUCUUGCUGGCUCUGAACGUGCUGCACAGACACAAAACAGGGGACAAAGGCUGAAGGAAGGAGCUCACAUAAACAGGUCUCUUUUGGCACUGGGAAACUGUAUCAAUGCUCUGAGUGAGAAAAAUGGCAACAAAUACAUCAACUACAGAGACAGCAAGCUGACACGACUGCUUAAGGACUCUCUUGGUGGGAACAGUCGAACAGUAAUGAUAGCUCAUAUAAGUCCUGCAUCAUCUGCCUUUGAGGAGUCGCGUAACACUUUGACUUAUGCCGAUCGUGCCAAAAGCAUCCGCACACGGGUAAAGCGAAAUUUGCUGAACGUGUCCUACCACAUUGCCCAGUACACCAGCAUUAUCGCAGACCUGCGCAGCGAAAUUCAGAGACUGAAGAAGAAGAUCGCUGAACAGUCUGGUCGUCAGAGCACUGCUGACAGAACAGACAUACGGCAUGUGCAGGCGGAGGUCCAGGCUCAUUCCACACAGAGUCGUGCUGAGAUGGACCAUCUGCGGGAACAGCUAAUUGAAGCCUUCAGACAGCAGAUGGAGAUCAGAAAACGGCUAAUGGAGCUGGACAACACGAACAUGGAGAUCCAGAUUGACACAUCUAAACACCUAUUAACCAUUGCAGACUGGGAGCAGGAACGCAGCAGGCACCGCAGGAAGUGGCAGGGUGAACGGAGGAAAGAGAGUUUUAACAAGGACGAGAGUGAGAAGGACUCAGACACUCCGGAUUCUCCUCCAGACAGCACCGAGACUCAGGACGUGGCCAUGGCCAGGGAGAAUUUGGUCACGCUCAUGGCUGAGCAGAAAAAAAUACGCAAACAAAAGGCUGGGUUGGAGCGCCUCCUAGUGGAGCUGCGUGAAAGAGCUCGGCGUUUGGAGGAACUGUUGCCAUGCAGGGUGAGCUCAGAGGAGCAGCGGGAGGUCCUGGGACUCCUCUGUAAGGUGCACGAGCUGGAGAUUGAGAAUGCAGAGAUGCAGUCGCACACACUUCUUAAGGACAACGUCAUUCGCCAGAAGGAUGUGGUGGUGCAACGAUUUGAACAGCACAGGCAGCUGUGCCAUGAGAUCAUCCAGCAGCAGCGGCAGUUCAUCAACAAUCACAGUUUGCUGGUGCCUCCACAACUUCAGGAGCUGUAUGAUAUUUACAUUAGACAGGUGGAUGAAAGAAAUCUGGAUCGAGUCGUAGCUUUAGACAAAGUCACCAUCCAUACCCUGAAGGAGGGUUCUCUGCCCAAGAUUGCUCUCCCUAGCAAAGGACGGGACCACUUGCAGGAGCUUGAUUCAGAUCAGGAGAGUGUUCGGACACUGGGGUCAGAAACCAGACAAGGAAGGGUCAAAGUGCGGAGACACACGUUGCCACCCAUUUUACCUGAGCCUGAUAGUGAAAGUAACCGUGUGUUUAAGAGCAGCCCACAUGCAAAGCAGAUAAAGAACUCUGUGGUCAUGACACCACCACCAAUUCACAUCAAUGGACAGGGCAAUCGAGAGCUGUUGCCGAGUGCUUUAGAUGGCGCUCUGAGCUACAGUCUCUUGAGCCACAGUGUGAGCAGCCAACUGGAUUCUUCACCUGAGAGCAGUGAGAAUGGAACUGAGGCUCCUCUUACUCCUAAAGAGAGGCAACAAAUUCUACGAGGUGUGCACAGCAUUGCUGUGAAAGCAGCACGACGGCGUUCAAAAGUGCUGGAGAUUGAUGCCCUGCGUGUUCCUCCUCCUCCCUUAUCUCUGGACUCGAAAAAAAAUAAAACUACACUGUAUUUAAGCAAUGCACCUUUGAAAAGGCUGGUGCUGCGUCGCGGUCGGCAGCCAAGCCCAGAACUCCGCCAUGCCACAUCCGAUGACAAUCUGUCGAGCAGCACAGGCGACGGCCCUGUCCCGAACAGCACCUGGACACGACCCAGGAACCGCCAGGCUGUGCCCAAAAACACUGGCCCACGGGAACAGGACUUUGAGGCUCGCAGACGUAAAAGAAGAUCUCGCUCCUUUGAGGUGACUGGACAAGCUCUAACUCAGGGGAAGACCACGAGCCAACGUUUCCGUCCUCUUGAUAGCACUUCUGACCCACACCUACACAUUAACGGUCAGCCUCCUGCUCCCCUCCUGCGUCCUCAGCAUAGAGCUCCGGUUCAGCCUGGCAAAGCACGACCCUCCCACACCAACCACCAGACAGGUUCAACAGCAGAUGCUCCUUUGGUGAACCUCCCCUCCCAGUUUAGCAAUGUUAAGCAUGGCCCCCAAACCAGGCAGCCUCAGCCCCUCCUCUACAUCACCUCCACUGGUGCUGGAGGUCAUCGCACUCGCAAACACUGAGGACUCUUUUAUUUACUCAACAACAAAGUCUGCAUUUGGAGAAGGAUUCAAUAUGCCCCCUGACACUUUGAGACUGGAAUCCAAGACACAACAUUUCUCUUCAUCCCAAUGCCUGUGCUAUACAUAAAUAUGCCUGUGUCAGAAUCAAAGAGAGAGGAACCUGGCUGUUGCCUUGCGCUGGCAAUAUACAGACUGGGUCAUAUGUGCUCAAAGCUUAUCUCUGGCUUGUAGCACACCAGUGCUUUUGAUAAUUUGCAAAUUCACUGAAAUAUAAAUUGACAUACACUGAUUGUUUUGGACUUGGAUUCAGAAAAUAUAGAACUUUUAAAAAUCUAUACCCAACAUAAAAAAGAAACGAAAUGCUUGUUUAAGCUGAGUUAUUUUGACAGAGGUUGUAAUCCUGCAUCUAAUGCUUUUGGAUUUAGUGUGUGAUCAUGCCUUUUGGCAUGUGUAUUAAUUUGAUUCUGGGAAAUCAUAAAAAGCACCUUCAAAAAACGCAAUUCAGUGUAAUUAAGCUGAAUGUUAACCUUUUUUACGAACCCGGGUAUGGGAAUUACAUGAGUUUUAGGGAACAGUAUAUUUUGCAGGUCUCUCGUUUGAAAAAGGGAUGCUCGGUAAACAGUGUUUUCAUUGUCUCACAUGCAGUCAGGGUACGGUUUCUGUGAUUACUGUCAUAGGCUCUGAGCUUUUGUAGAAUUUCGAUUGUCUAAACUCUACUCUGUUCCAUUUGCUUGUUAUUGUUUUAGUCAUCAUUUAGGGUAAAUGUCUAAUAGGAUUUUUCCAUCAUUUGCCUCAAACUGCAUUUUCUCUGUGGACGACAAAUCUUUUGGUAGUUCAGUCACAAGUUUAAUGUUUAUGUAUUUAUCGCAUUCCUGCGCCUCAGAUGAUGGUUUUUAAUCAACCUGCCUUUUCUUUUAUGUUUUGUUUUCAUAUACAUAUGUUCAUAUACUCCUUUUCUACUCUUCAUUUUGUACAUUUUUUUGUAUACAAAUAAAAUUGACUUCAAAAUUG
Messenger RNA from Silurus meridionalis, 4577 nucleotides. It is a transcript of the gene kif19, whose product is annotated as kinesin family member 19. NCBI's taxonomy places the organism in Eukaryota, Metazoa, Chordata, Actinopteri, Siluriformes, Siluridae. The record is from RefSeq and is a predicted model, not a curated record. The transcript is spliced from 20 exons. Bases 510 to 3566 code for a protein of 1018 amino acids. Gene Ontology annotation, molecular function: ATP binding; microtubule binding; microtubule motor activity. Gene Ontology annotation, biological process: microtubule-based movement.